GACACAGCACAUGUAACGUUUCGAAGUUCGCGUCAUGUAGCAAGAACAAUGAUAACUGUAAGGUUCUCAUUCGGUCUAUUUUUUUCCUCGUAACAAUGCAGCCGUGCCCCGCGAGAGCAGUUGUGGAUCAACGAACCGUAGUCUUCCAGAGAUAAACGUGGCAGUAUCGCACGGUAUAUGGACCCGAAAGCGAUAUUAGGUAAGGAGAGUACGACACUUCUUCUGCGAUGACAUUGGUGGUAUAAAAAGAAAAGUCGAGAGCACGGUCUCGAAAAAUGGAUCUUCGCGAUUGAGCUUUCCCGGCGCGAGCCUGACCUCGGAAGCAUAUUACGUUCUUGGUUAGCUUAAAAGUGCAACGACGUGAAAGCAGUGUGCCUGGGUCGAGUGCCUAUCAGUCGGUGCAGGACAGUUUGAAUCAGAGUUCACAGCAGACAUUGUAUCAAAGCGUUCGCAACACUUUGUACGAGGACGCUAUAAGUAUGAACAGCAUGCGCAGCGCUGUCUCCCUUGAUAAUCUCUACCCUACAUGUACGGAUGACUCAUCCACUGUAAAUAAUGACACAAACGAAACAGUUAUGGAUGGGAGUUAUACAGAAAAUACGAAAAAUAAUGUACAUGAAUCAAGAUUGCUUUCCCAUUCUGGUACAAGAUACAGUUUAUAUUUUCAUGAUGAAGUACGCUCAGUUGACUUUGUACUCGUAUGGGACGAGUAUAAUGGAGAGGCACAGAUCUAUCGUAAUAUCGAACGCAGAAGAAUAUUUGAAAAAAAUCUAGAAAAAGAAGGAUUGCAAUUGGAAUAUGAACAAGCAGAACCAAACGGCCUGCACUUUAUAAAAAUUCAUGCGCCCAAAGGAGUCUUACGACGAUAUGCCGAAAUAUUAAAACUCAGACUGCCAAUGAGAGAACUGCCUGGUUGCCAAAUGCCUGAGUCAAGCAGUAACAUUAUCAUCAAAGAAGUUAAUUCGUUUUUUCGACGGAUCAUGAACAAAUAUUAUGUUGACACGACUAUCUUUCCGACGAUGAAGCAGAACUUUACAGCUGUGUACAGCAGAGACAAGGAUUACUUAUUCGAUCUGGAUUCGCCAAAUUUUUUCACAUCAGCAACUAGAUCGCGCAUCGUGCAAUUUAUAUUAGACAGAACUAGAUUUACAGAAACGAAGGAGGACGAUUUUGCAUUUGGCAUGGAAAGAUUGAUAUCCGAGCAUGCGUAUAUUGCGGCGUAUCCACUUCAUGAUGGAAAUUUACAAACUCCAGACUCGAUGCGAUAUCUCUUGUAUACUGAAUGGGCCAGUUUGAGAAAAUGCCUUCAUUAUCAACCCUUGGAUUAUGUCAAGGAGUACUUUGGAGUGAAAAUCGGGCUUUAUUUCGCCUGGCUAGGAUUUUACACUCACAUGCUGAUCCCAGCUAGUAUUGUCGGUCUCUUGUGCUUCAUAUAUAGUUGUGCUACUUUAUAUCAUAACGAACCGAGCGAAGAUAUUUGUAGCAGUAAUGGCACUAUCGCGAUGUGUCCAUUGUGUGAUAAUUUGUGUAAAUAUUGGGACCUGAAAGAGACAUGUUUACAUUCGAGAAUUACAUAUCUGUUCGACAAUCCAUCAACAGUGUUUUUCUCAAUAUUUAUGUCGUUAUGGGCUACACUAUUCCUUGAACUAUGGAAAAAAUAUUCUGCUGAAAUAACCCAUAGAUGGGAUUUGACUGGUUUAGAUGCUCAAGAAGAAUAUCCUAGGCCACAGUACUUAGCACGCGUUGCGCAUAUUAAAAAGAAAUCUAUCAAUAUUGUUACAAAUGCGGAAGAACCAAAAGUGUCAUUCUGGAAGAUGAGAAUGCCCGCUAUGAUUCUCAGUUUUUCAGUUGUCUUACUUUUGAUAGCAGUAGCUAUGGCUGCUGUGCUUGGUGUAGUCUUAUACAGAAUGUCUGUAUUAACUGCAUUAAGCGUUUCAGGACACCCUAUGGUAAACAGUUACGCUAUAUUAUUCACUACGGCAACCGCUGCGUGCAUUAAUCUCUGCUGCAUCAUUUUGUUCAACUGGCUGUAUGUUUGGCUGGCAGAAUAUUUAACAGAGAUUGAAUUACUUCGUACUCAGACUGAGUUUGAUGAUAGCUUGACCCUAAAGAUUUACUUAUUGGAAUUUGUAAAUUAUUACGCUUCUAUAUUUUACAUAGCAUUUUUCAAGGGAAAGUUCACUGGUUAUCCAGGAAAUUAUAAUCGUUUUUUGGACUUUCGGCAAGAAGAAUGCGGACCAGGCGGUUGUCUCUUAGAAUUAUGUAUUCAAUUAAGCAUUAUUAUGAUCGGCAAACAAGCCAUGAACACUAUUUUGGAAAUGCUUUUUCCGCUAUUUUACAAAUGGUUGAACACGUUGAAAGUUCACAUGGGCUCGAAAAAAAUGGAAGAUUCUGAUAAAAAAUAUUCAACUAGAAAAUAUUUGCAAUGGGUCAGAGAUUAUAAAUUGGUCCAAUGGGGACCUAGAAGUCUUUUUCCCGAAUAUUUAGAAAUGGUACUGCAAUACGGAUUUGUCACAAUCUUUGUCGCUGCAUUUCCGUUAGCGCCAUUCUUCGCAUUAUUGAAUAACAUUUUUGAGAUGAGAUUGGAUGCGAAAAAAUUAUUGACCAUGUACAGGAGGCCAGUCGGACAGCGUGUCAGGGACAUAGGCAUAUGGUAUCGCAUUCUCGAUUCCAUUUCCAAAAUAUCCGUUAUCACAAACGCAUUCAUCAUAGCUUUUACCUCGAACUUUAUACCGAGGCUAGUUUAUAGUAUAACUAUUUCUGAUAAUUAUUCAUUAGAAGGUUUCCUGGAUCACUCUCUAUCAAAGUUUGAUAUUAAUGAUCUGAAAAAUAACACUCUGACAAACGCGACGUUAAAUGGUGAACGUGUCGAUAUCUGCCGCUAUCCAGAUUAUAGAGAGCCACCAGACUCACCAAAUAAGUACGAAUACAACACCAUGUUCUGGCAUGUACUAGCGGCUAGAUUAGCUUUUAUUGUCGUUUUCGAGAAUGUUGUGGCAGUCGUAAUGAUCCUCAUACGAUGGUGCAUUCCUGAUAUGAGCGUUAAGUUGCGCAACAAAAUACGUCGCGAAGCGUAUAUUACCAACGAAAUUAUUAUACAUCAAGAGGCACUACGAGCUUCCGAAAGAAGCGAUGUAGAUGACAUAGAGCCGAAAAUUGCGAAAACGUAUGUAGUUGCCAACGAGAGUGCGGACAGAUGGAACCGAGUCAUGGGAAAUUGUCUGACGACCUCAGAAUUCGAUCUUGAAGUUCAUGGGAGUCCUGUUUCGCCCGUCAAUGCAACUCCGCGUAUCAGUCCGGUUGUGAUCUGACAGAUACCCAGGAUUCGUCAAAUCUGUGGGAUUCGUAAAUAGUGUAGGUUUUUAGAAACUUAUUAAGUCGGUGCAAAAAGUUCAUUGUCUAUGCCAAAAACUGGAAUUAAUGAAAUUUAAAAAAUAAUUUUUAUAAGAUAAAUAUGAUCAGAAAAAGCUGUAGGAGUUACGCUAUAAGAGAUGUGUAAAAAGAUAUUGUUGUUUCACAUAACUUAGAAUUUUAAUGCAUAGAAAACAUAUUACAAAUUAACUUGUACGUUUUGGCUCUAAAAUUGUUUUUAUAAAUAAUUGUUAUGAAUUACAAUAGUCUUAUAAUUGUGAUUUUAAUAUGUAUAUUUUUUUUAUCUAGAUAAGAAAGAUGAGAAUUUUUAUUUCUCAUUUUUAGAAGACUUAUGAGUAAUUCUAAAAACUAUAAAUGAAAAAACGACAAACUUUUUGCACUUUAGUAAAAUCGUGAUUUGUCACUAGUCGUGAUACAGACUUGUUCUGCAGAUCUGAUGAGAAAAAGGAUAUUAUUUUUGAAACUAUACAUACAUCGAAAGUAUAUUUUUAAUGCAAUGAUUAUUAUUAUAAAUAUCUUUACCUUUUUUAAUUGUAAUAGAUGCCAUAUAAAACUUAUGCUAUAUUUUUAUAGCGAAUAAGAAUUUUAACUUUUAUAAACUUUAAUAACAUGUUAACUGCCGUGGUGAUCAGCCGUGAUUAGCGUCUGACUUUUUAAUAGCACGCUUGUGAUCACUAUCGACGCUAUCAAAAAAUUUGAAAACGUUUAUGAAGCUAAACAUUUAAUAUAAAAUUGCGAAUGAUAUAAAUAGCUGGGUGGCAAUGUAAAGUAAAAAGAAUGAAAUUUGGCCCACUUUACUAUCCAUAAGAAUAUAGUCUUAAUUAAUCAAACUAUAUAAUACUUUAUUGUUAAUAUUUAUGGUGAUGAGAAAUCUACUUGUAUACAUAAUAAGAUAUAUAAAACUCAUUGAGACAACAGAAUUGAAAA
This is a messenger RNA of Solenopsis invicta (red fire ant), 4299 nucleotides long. It is a transcript of the gene subdued, whose product is annotated as anoctamin-1. Gene Ontology annotation, biological process: chloride transmembrane transport. NCBI's taxonomy places the organism in Eukaryota, Metazoa, Arthropoda, Insecta, Hymenoptera, Formicidae. The coding region runs from base 480 to 3311 and encodes 943 amino acids. Gene Ontology annotation, cellular component: plasma membrane. Gene Ontology annotation, molecular function: chloride channel activity; protein dimerization activity. The record is from RefSeq and is a predicted model, not a curated record. The transcript has 11 exons.